UCUUUUGGACACAACUGUGGUGCAGGUUUCUACAUCAAGAAUCCAUGGAGACGGAGGUCCGGUUCUCUGCUCAGGGAGACCAUGGGUCACUUUUGCUAAAGCAGCUGGAGAGGAUGAGAGCAGCAGAGGAGCUCACAGAUGUGGUGCUACUGGCUGAGGGGAUUCCCUUCCCAUGCCACAAGGUUGUGCUGUCUGCAUUCAGCCCUUACUUCCAGGCCAUGUUUACAUGCGGUCUGAAGGAAACCCGAGGAACAGAGGUGCCUCUCAGAGACACUCCUGCUCGCAGUCUGCAGCUGCUUCUGGACUACAUGUACUGUGCUGAACUCCACCUUUCAAACAGCAACAUCCAGGAAGUUGCUGCUGCCGCCUUCUUGCUCCACGUGGAUGGAGCCUUCAGGUUGUGUCAGAGUCACAUGGAAGCCCACAUGGACACUUCAAACUGUAUUGGUUUGUACCACUGGGCCAGAGAUCUCGGGGCCAUGGAUCUGGCUGACUGCGCUCUGAGAUACAUCUGUCAACACUUUACACAGGUUUGUCAGGAAGAGGAAAUGCUAGAGCUUGAUGCUCAAAACCUUGGUGACAUUCUGAGUUCAGAUGACCUGAACAUAUCGCAGGAGGAGGUUGUGCUUAAGUUGGUGCUGCACUGGGUGGAAAGGCGCAGGAAUGACCCACAGAGCGAAGCCCAGGCUGUGGAGUUACUGAGGCGUGUGCGGCUGGAGCUUGUAGAUCCUGGAUUUCUACGAAAAGCUAGGAGAAAGAACCCGGUGCUGCUGCGGGAUUCUGAGUGUUUUGGGAUGAUUGAAGCUGCUCUCCAAACCUCAGCUCUCUGUGAGACAUCAGCCCCACCUCGCCCGGCUCUGCGAUAUGGCAUGGAGACGACUGACCUUCUGCUCUGUCUGGGUGGAGUGAACACAGAGGGUAUUCCUGCUCGACGUGGAGGACAUGCUGACCUAAGUUUUUGCUAUGCCCCGCGUGGUGGAAAGCUCUACUUCAUUCCCUCUCCACUGAGAGACUGUGGAGGGAAGGGGCAGAUCACAGCGGGAGCUGUGACCCGAGACAAUGACGUAUUAGUGGCUGUGGAGGCAGAAGAUCAACAAAGGAGAAAGAGACUUGAUAUUUACAGGUAUGGUAACACAGAGGAGAAGAUCUGGGUGGAGGUGUGCUCUGCCCCCUACAGGGAUAUGUAUGCUUUAGGGUUAGUAGGGGAUGCCCUGUACUUGAUAGGUGGUCAGAUGAAGGUGCGCAAUCACUACGUGAUCAGCGACAGCGUGGAGAGAUGGUCACUCAAGAGAGGAGGCAGCUGGCUCAGCUUCGCUCCUUUACCUCUUCCUUUAGCAUGCCACUGCGCCGUGAGUCUGCAGGGGCAUCUCUACGUGCUGGGGGGCUGGACUCCACAGGAUCAGCCGCACGAUGAGCCUGACAAGUUGAGUAACCGCAUGUUUCAGUUUGACCCCGGCAAAGACAGAUGGACCGAGUGUGCCAGGAUGAAGUACUCCAGAUACAGAUGUGCCACAGCUGUCCUCAAUGGAGAAAUCUACAUACUCGGUGGUAUAGGAUGUGAUGGAGAGGACAGUGGACAGUCACGUCGCUCUCUGAGCUCUGUGGAGAUCUACAACCCAGAUGCCAACAGCUGGAGGGCAGGACCGACUCUUCCUACAUCCCUGCUCUCCCUUCAUACAAACACCUCCAAUGCAGGAGUGGUGGCGGGAACACUUUACCUCUGUGGAUACUACAAAGGAGCGGGUCGACAUGAAAUCGUUACAAAGGAGAUUUUGGGACUGAACCCUACAGACAAUGUGUGGACGGUGGUGGAGCGACGAGCAGCCAUGCACGACAGCUAUGACGUCUGUCUGGUUGCAAAUCUUAACCCUCGAGACCUCCUGACACCAUAA
Messenger RNA from Nematolebias whitei (Rio pearlfish), 1892 nucleotides. Its product is annotated as kelch repeat and BTB domain-containing protein 12-like. The record is from RefSeq and is a predicted model, not a curated record. NCBI's taxonomy places the organism in Eukaryota, Metazoa, Chordata, Actinopteri, Cyprinodontiformes, Rivulidae. The transcript has 10 exons. Gene Ontology annotation, molecular function: protein binding. The coding region runs from base 45 to 1892 and encodes 615 amino acids.